This is a messenger RNA of Chara braunii, 1940 nucleotides long. NCBI's taxonomy places the organism in Eukaryota, Viridiplantae, Streptophyta, Charophyceae, Charales, Characeae. The record is from the annotation of a GenBank genome assembly.
GCGAACUUUUGGCGUGCUUAUAUCCGAAAUGUUUCCAAAACAGACUGAGACCAUGGAGUGGCGUCUGUUCAGGAAUUGGGGAUGAGGAAAGAGGAUGGGAAGAUCGGACUCUGAUGCGGCAGGCCUUGAGCAGGACCUGCGACAGGUCUGUUCGUAGCGCAAUUGGCUCUAGGACAGGGAGAGGCCGCGCGAGGCCGAGCGAACAGGCCGGCUGGAACCUGAAUAUUGUGGCCCUCCGGCCUCCUCUCCGCCUGGGACCGCGCACGCGAAGCUGAAUACACAUUUCGUACAUAACCCGUGACUUCGCCUCCCGCUGUCCUCUUUCGUACUCUUUGUAUCGAUACAGGCGUUCCCGUAGUUUACGUCCGGCAAAAUGAGCAAGCUCCAGGGCGAAGUGGUGCGUGAGGCGAUCACACAGAUCGUAACAGAGUCCAAUGAGAAGAAGAGGAAGUUCACGGAGACGGUCGAGCUUCAAAUCGGCCUGAAGAAUUAUGAUCCUCAGAAGGACAAGCGUUUCAGCGGGUCGGUCAAACUGCCGCACAUCCCGAGGCCGAAGCUGAAAGUGUGCAUGCUUGGAGAUGCCCAGCAUGUGGAAGAAGCUGAGAAGAUCGGCAUGGACACGAUGGACGUGGAAGCGUUGAAGAAACUGAACAAAAACAAGAAGCUCGUGAAAAAGCUGGCUAAGAAAUAUAACGCUUUCCUGGCAUCCGAGGUCGUCAUCAAGCAGAUCCCUCGACUGCUUGGGCCCGGUCUGAACAAGGCCGGCAAGUUUCCCACUCUGGUUACCCAUCACGAAGUCCUUGAGAACAAGUUGAAUGAAGUGAAGGCUUCUGUGAAGUUCCAGCUGAAAAAGGUGCUGUGUAUGGGAGUGGCAGUGGGCAAUCUUGCUAUGGACGAGAAAGAGAUCUUCAUGAAUGUUCAGAUAGCUGUCAAUUUCCUCGUCUCGCUGCUGAAGAAGAAUUGGCAGAACGUCAGGACUCUUUAUUUGAAGUCGAGCAUGGGUAGGCCAGUGCGCAUCUACUAAGAGGAUUGUCAGGAGGUGGUUUUGUCGUCUGGGUGAAUCCAUUUCGAUCAGCCUGACCUGGCCCUCGGGGUGAUGUUGGCUGUUUCUUCGGCGUCUUUUGAAGUUUUGCUGGUGACGGCGUCAGGCCAGCGAGAUCUCAAGCGGAAGGGUGGGGGGAUUCGACAAAAUGUAGUGGAAUGACGAUGGCUGAGGGCAGCGUAGGUGUGAAGUUCUGUGUGUGAUUGAUGGGCGUAUAGCUGUCUCUUCUCUCUCUUCGAGGGGAGAAAGUUAAUUACUCUGCUCGCGAUACCAACAGUCAGGGUGGCGAGGUUUUCGUGUUGCUAGUGCGUCACCGCUGGUUGCUUGGGAGCUCUUGGAGCGUUUGCCUCUAUGUGCGGGACUUGUUGUACUUGUCUGUAACGGAUAUCGAUUAAAAGGCUUCAACAUGAGAGAUUAUUCGUAAAUUUUGCCCCUCGUGUUUGUCACGAACGAUCCGUUCUAUUUGUAAAUUUGUGUUGUUGUAUGUACUGUAGCUUAUCGGAUGGACGGCACAUGAACACUCCCUAAUACCGAUGGCUUUAAGGGAAAUGGUCGACUUUCUUCUCACCCCCCCUGCGAUCCUGGCAGUCUCUAAAUCUGUAUUUGUUUAUGUGUGUGUAUUUGUGUGUUUGCGUGUGUUUGUCUGGGUGUGUUCGUCUCUGUGCGUGUGUGUGUGUGUGUGUGUGUGUGUGUUUGUAAAAUCACGAACUCUCUCUCUCGUUCCAUCCACGAACCAUCCAUGGAACAGUAAGAGGGUAUCGAUAUGCAAUGUAGUAGAAGAUGCAAGGUUGGCUGAGGUUUUGUGGUUGUGUGUAAACACACCCGUCUGCAGUUGAAGCGGCACACUUGCACAGAUUAUAUGACAACUGGCGUGAUUUCAAAACGGCAGCAACCAUGC